AUGGUCCAUAGGCUCAGAUGUGAUAAUGGAAGAACGACAAGACGGCUGUCCCAAACCGAAGUGAAAACCCUGAAGUUCCUUGAGAAUUAUCCCAAAAUCUCCGUUCCAAAAGUACUCCGCGACUGGGUCGACAGUGAUGGACGAUACUUCGCGCUCACGGAGCGAAUGAAAGGACAGACACUCGAUGAGGUCUGGUCUUCGUUAUCGGAAACCCAAAAGAAUUCUAUCGCAGAUGAAGUUGUCGCUGUUCGCAGAAAUCUUCGAUCAAUUACCUCGAAUGCCAUUCAAGAUGUUGAUCGGAAUGCCACUAGGAUCUGGUUACUUUGCUAUGAUUUAUUUGAUUCUGUACCUUAUGGUCCUUUUCACUCUGAUGAGUUAUGGGAUGCAAUAAGUAACAGUCUUCAGAGAUAUGGGAUGCAUGUGCCGUCACUUCAAGUUCCGAAAAAAGUACUGGAUGAUAUGAAGAAACGGAUGCCAAAAUGUGAGCCCUAUGUUUUGACCCAUUGUGAUCUCAAUGUGUGUAAUAUCAUGGUUCAAGAUGGCAAGUUGGUUGGUAUUCUGGACUGGGAAUAUGCAGCAUUCCUACCCAUCUGGCAUGAAUAUGUCUCUACUUUGUGGGUAUGGACGGAUGAUGAUUGUGAGUGGAAGAAGUUAGUAACCUUCAGGAGCGGAUGA
Messenger RNA from Penicillium malachiteum, 675 nucleotides. RefSeq names its product aminoglycoside phosphotransferase family protein. The record is from RefSeq and is a predicted model, not a curated record. The transcript has a single exon. Bases 1 to 675 code for a protein of 224 amino acids. NCBI's taxonomy places the organism in Eukaryota, Fungi, Ascomycota, Eurotiomycetes, Eurotiales, Aspergillaceae.